This is a messenger RNA of Didymodactylos carnosus, 1761 nucleotides long. The record is from the annotation of a GenBank genome assembly. Lineage: Eukaryota; Metazoa; Rotifera; Eurotatoria; Philodinida; Philodinidae.
AUGACAAAUUUACUACCGUCACUUAACUAUUUGUCAUUGCCAUCACCAGCAUCUCAACCAACAAUCAUACAACAAUCACCAAAAAGUUAUCAUCAACAGGACAUAUAUCAUCAACCUCAAAUCUGUCAACAACCACAAUAUGCCAAUGAUUCAUCACAAUUGUUAACAUCACCAUCUAGUUAUGCUACUACCAAUAAUCAUCAAUAUCAGACAUCACAAGGAAAAAUUAAUAUUUGUCAAACACAUGAUCAACAAACCGAUUCUGAUUGUGAUUUGGAUAGUUCAUCAAAUUCAAUAUUAUCGGGUUCAUCAACAAAUAAUAAUAAUAAUAAAUUAAAAAAACGUCGUGCAAACUUACCUAAGGAUAGCGUUCGCAUAUUGAAAAAUUGGCUAUAUGAGCAUCGAUACAAUGCCUAUCCAACUGAUGAUGAAAAGGCAAAUUUAAGUAGACGCGCGGAUUUAACGAUAAAUCAAGUGUGUAAUUGGUUUAUAAAUGCCCGCCGACGAAUUUUACCCGAUUUAUUGAAGAAAGAAGGCACAGAUCCUAAAAAAUACACAAUAUCAAGAAGAUUUUCACGAGAUAAUAAACGUUCAGCAUCGUCCUCUACCAACGAUAUUGAUAACAAUAACAAUAGUAGUAGUAAUAUCAAUAAUAUAAUAUCGAAUUCGAAUGAAAAUACAUCAGCUAAUAACACUACGUCUAUCAUAACGUUAAGUAAUGGCACAUUCAAUGAUAAUAAUCGAGCAACGAAUACAAUUCUAUAUGUUCCACCGCCUCCGCCACCAGCACCACAGACAUCCAGUAAUAAUGUCAAAUUGAACGUUAUAGUUGCUCAAAGUUCAUUUUAUGGUGGCGGUUUGGAUACGCGCCCAUCACCAGUCAAACUUGAAGUAUCAUCAUCAUCAUCAUCAUCAUCAUCAUCAUCUAUAUUGUCAAAUUCACAAUUAUUAAACACAACUGCAAAAGAACUAUUACAAACCGAAACAUCACUAGUAUCGACCACAGCGACCAAUACAGGAACCACAACCGCAUCAUUGAUACCAAUUCGAACAACGGCAACAUGCCAUAACAACAAUUAUUUGGCAACCUAUCCAAAUGGAAAAUCCUUGUAUGUUCCAAAUUUGGAUAAUGCAUUAGCAUCGAAUAAUAACAAUUUAACUGUUGUUUUGAACAAUAGUACAGUAUCAUCUGAGAUGUACUUAAAUAAACCGUCAACAUUAACGCCCCCGACAACGCCGUCGACAACACGUCAACCAAAAUAUUUAUCAGAAUGCAUCACAUCAAUUAUAUCACCACCACCAACACCUAUAACAUCGAGUGAGUCUUCUCAACAAAAAAAUACUAAUGACGAUACAUUGGCUCGAUCAACAUCAUCAACAACAUUUGUACUUCAUACGGUACUUUCUGAAUUAAGAAAACGUCAAUUAACAUCCUCGUCAAAUGACAAUGAACAAGUGAUUAUUACAAAAAUAAAAAAUUGCGAUAAUGAGUUUGACAAUAAUCGAUCGUCAUAUUCUCGACAACAGCAAAUACUGUCAGAAGAUGGUGGUAAUACUGUAAAACGUUUUCGUCUCGAUAAAACAACAUUAUCUCCACCACCAUCAUCAACGUCAUCGUUACCUUCUUCUUCAAAUAAUGGUGAUUUAGCCGGUUUUCAAUUACUUGUUGACGUUGCUGUCAAAGAAUUACAACGUAUGCAGGAUGAUCCAACGGCAACGACAAAUCAACCAAACCAAUAUGUAGCUUUAUUGUGCAAUUAG